Seminavis robusta is the source of this 379-nucleotide messenger RNA. The record is from the annotation of a GenBank genome assembly. NCBI's taxonomy places the organism in Eukaryota, Bacillariophyta, Bacillariophyceae, Naviculales, Naviculaceae.
AUGACUGGCAGCAAAUUGAUUGUGGACAAGGCCCUCCGUGCCGCGACGCAUUUGGGUUCGGCCAAGCUGCCCUCGGAAUUGCUGGCCAAAACCGGUGCUACUGCCUGGUUGUCGAGUGCCGCCGCCGGUGGUGUGGCGACGUUGCCCGAUUUGCCGUACGACUACAAUGCCUUGGAACCUGCCAUUUCGGCGGAAACCAUGACAUUGCAUCACUCCAAGCAUCACAAUACGUACGUCACCAACCUCAAUGUCGCCAUGGAAAAACUCGAUGCCGCCGUCACGGCCGGAGACGCUUCGGCCAUUAUUGGACUCCAAGGCGCUCUCAAAUUCAACGGCGGUGGACAUAUUAAUCACACGCUCUUUUGGGAAAAUCUCGGUC